CGUGCGCAUUUGGGCGGUGACGGGGUGACGCUCGGAGCGUGGGCCGCGACUCUCACGGAUCCGGUUCCGCCCUCCCUCUCGCUGUCGAUGCUCCGGGGCUAGCGCCCGCGAUCCUUUUCCCAGAGUGCUCUGCGCCGUGAAGAAGCGGCUCCCGAGGACUGGGGGCAUUUUGUGUUGGCUGGAGCCGGAGUAAUAAGAUGGCGGCGUCGGCGGAGUGACAGGGGUCCCUCCGGGCGGGAGCCGGCGGCAGCGGUAUCACCGCUCUUACUUACCGCUCCCCUUUUCCAGCCCGCGACGUCGCCGCGAGAGCGAGGCAGCGGCGGCCUCCAGAAACAAGUGGUCCAGCCUGGUAACCGCGAGAACCCCCUCAACAGUCUGCGGCCUGGCAAAAAGAAACCUGACAGCAGCGGUGAUCAGGUUCCUCUUGGCCGAUUCUGGGCCCCGUAACGCCGAGGAAGAGCCAACGUUUUCUGUUUCCUGCCGCCCUGCCCUCCGCAGCCUUGCUCCGUGAAGGAGCCCUAGAGGCCUCCGUCCUCCCCUUAGAGGUGUUGGGGCUUAGCCCCAGCCUCCAUCUUCGUUUCUCAGGAUGGCGAGCAGCAGCGGCUCCAAGGCCGAAUUCAUUGUCGGAGGGAAAUAUAAACUGGUACGGAAGAUCGGGUCUGGUUCCUUCGGGGACAUUUAUCUGGCGAUCAACAUCACCAACGGCGAGGAAGUGGCAGUGAAGCUAGAAUCUCAGAAGGCCAGGCAUCCCCAGUUGCUGUACGAGAGCAAACUCUAUAAGAUUCUUCAAGGUGGGGUUGGCAUCCCCCACAUACGGUGGUAUGGUCAGGAAAAAGACUACAAUGUGCUAGUCAUGGAUCUUCUUGGACCUAGCCUCGAAGACCUCUUCAAUUUCUGUUCAAGAAGAUUCACAAUGAAAACUGUACUUAUGUUAGCUGACCAGAUGAUCAGUAGAAUUGAAUAUGUGCAUACAAAGAAUUUUAUACACAGAGACAUUAAACCAGAUAACUUCCUAAUGGGUAUUGGGCGUCACUGUAAUAAGUGUUUAGAAUCUCCAGUGGGGAAGAGGAAAAGAAGCAUGACUGUUAGUACUUCUCAGGACCCAUCUUUCUCAGGAUUAAACCAGUUAUUCCUUAUUGAUUUUGGUUUGGCCAAAAAGUACAGAGACAACAGGACAAGGCAACACAUACCAUACAGAGAAGAUAAAAAUCUCACUGGCACUGCUCGGUAUGCUAGCAUCAAUGCACAUCUUGGUAUUGAACAGAGUCGCCGAGAUGACAUGGAAUCAUUAGGAUAUGUUUUGAUGUAUUUUAAUAGAACCAGCCUGCCAUGGCAAGGACUAAAGGCUGCAACGAAGAAGCAAAAAUAUGAAAAAAUUAGCGAAAAGAAGAUGUCCACACCUGUUGAAGUUUUAUGUAAGGGAUUUCCUGCAGAAUUUGCUAUGUACUUAAACUAUUGUCGUGGGCUGCGCUUUGAGGAAGCCCCGGAUUACAUGUACCUGAGGCAGCUAUUCCGCAUUCUUUUCAGGACCCUGAAUCACCAAUAUGACUACACAUUUGAUUGGACAAUGUUAAAGCAGAAAGCAGCACAGCAGGCAGCCUCUUCAAGUGGGCAGGGUCAGCAGGCCCAAACCCCCACAGGCAAGCAAACUGACAAAACCAAGAGUAACAUGAAAGGUUUCUAAGCAUGAAUCAAGGAACAGAAGAAGCAGAGCAGAUGAUCGGAGCAGCAUUUGUUUCUCCCCAAAUCUAGAAAUUUUAGUUCAUAUGUACACUAGCCAGUGGUUGUGGGCAACCAUUUACUUGGUGUAAAGAACUUAAUUUCAGUAUAAACUGGCUCUGGGCAGCAUUGGUGAUGCUGUGUCCUGAGUUGUAGCCGCUGUAAUUGUGAAUAUUAACUGAGAUAGUGAAACAUGGUGUCCAGUUUUCUAUUGCAUUUUUUCAAGUGGAAAAGUUAACUAAAUGGUUGACACACAAAUUGGUGGAGAAAUUGUGCAUAUGCCAAUUUUUUGUUAAAAUCUUUUAUUUUGACUAUACUGCUUUGAGAUCUCAUUUCAGAAGAACGGCAUGAACAGUCUUCAGCCACAGUUGUGAUGGUUGUAAAUGCUCACAAUUGUGCAUUCUUAGGGUUUAUCCAUCCCUGGGGUUUGCAAGUUGUUCACUUAAAACAUUCUUAAAAUGGUUGGCUUCUUGUUUGCAAGCCAGCUGAUAUGGUAGCAACCAAAGAUUCCAGUGUUUGAGCAUAUGAAAGACUCUGCCUGCUUACCUGUGCUAGAAAUAACAGCAUCUAAAGUGAAGACUUAAGAAAAACUUAGUGACUACUAGAUUAUCCUUAGGACUCUGCAUUAACUCUAUAAUGUUCUUGGUAUUAAAAAAAGAAAAAGAAAAAGCAUAUUUGUCACAGAAAUUUAGUUAACAUCUUACAACUGAACAUGUAUGUAUGUUGCUUAGAUAAAUGUAAUCACUGUAAACAUCUAUAUGAUCUGGGAUUUUGUUUUUAUUUUGAAAUGGGAGCUUUUUUUGUUUACAAGUUCAUUAAAAACUAUAAACUGUU
Messenger RNA from Hippopotamus amphibius kiboko, 2553 nucleotides. RefSeq names its product casein kinase 1 alpha 1 (gene CSNK1A1). Gene Ontology annotation, cellular component: nucleus; cytoplasm. NCBI's taxonomy places the organism in Eukaryota, Metazoa, Chordata, Mammalia, Artiodactyla, Hippopotamidae. The transcript is spliced from 11 exons. Gene Ontology annotation, biological process: peptidyl-serine phosphorylation; signal transduction; negative regulation of canonical Wnt signaling pathway. The coding region runs from base 587 to 1684 and encodes 365 amino acids. The record is from RefSeq and is a predicted model, not a curated record. Gene Ontology annotation, molecular function: ATP binding; protein serine/threonine kinase activity.